CUCUCAACAUCCUCACCAGUCGUCCGUGUGCACGCGUGCGCCGCCUUCCCUUUAAUUCCUUAUUUGCUUUUAGGUUUUUUUUUUGCUCCAUCUUAACGCGGAAGUCAGUGACGCACCACUACACACAGCUGCUCAGUUGGGGCAGUGAAAUAAACACCACAUCGUCAUUCGGUGCCAAAUAUCCUGCUGUGGGCGGCGUGUGUGAGGUGUCGCAGUUUUGGACCAUCAUGCCCUUUGCUCUGGCAGUGGGACAGGAAGUGUGUGUGUGAGCGUCCCUGCUUGGCUCUGCUGGGAUGAAUAUGCCACUGCACCAAAUCUCUGUCAUCCCCCGUGAUGUCACUUCAUCGCGGGUGUCCGGCAGCUGUAAAUCUAAGGACAAGGACAAGCAGAAUGAAAAGCCUCUGGGUCAUUCUGCAAGCAGGUCCAGCAAUAUAUCAAAGGCAGGGAGCCCAACUUCAGUCAACGCUCCAUGCAGUUUCUCGAGGACGUCGGUGUCCCCCUCCAGCCAGGACAUCUGCAGCAAUACAGAUCACAGUCAGGAUCAGGACUCUCAGAAGCACACUGCGGUGGUUCUGGUGAAUUCUAACAGUAAAGCGUGUCAAGGCUCAGGAGGUAUUUCAGUGACCACCCUCUGCACAGAUGUCCUGCCCACUUCCAAACAUGGCAAACAACAAGACUGGCUCUCUCUGCUCCGGCCCUCCUCUGUCAAUAUCCAGCCUAACAGCUCACUCAGGUUUUCUGUCUCUCUGAAUGAUAUGGGCCAGCGUGUGAAUGAUCUCUGCCAUGGCCUGCACUUCAUUGAUCGACCUUGCUCUGAGGGUGAGCUGGAGUCAAAAACCAGUCUUGCUCAGCCUCCUGCCUCCAUUCAGAGGGUACACACACUAAAUGGCAAGCUGGCUGCAGCAUCCGCACACCAGAACCGAAAUCUAACCUUCUCAACUCACACACACCCCCAUCUUGUCUCCUCUUUCACCAACAACUACAAAUAUAUGUUGGGUAUCCCUGCUGCCAGUUGUCUCCUAUCUGACCCUGCCAUCAUCAGCCCUCCUUCUCUUUCCAACGCUCACCUCCACCCUCAUCACUCCCAAAGUACCAACUUCCUUCGCGUCAUCCUCCCCUUUUCUCAAUCCUCUGCCUCAGCUAGCCUGCAGUGCCCUCAGCUGGGCAGCUAUGCCUCUCACCUCCACAUCACCUCUAGCACCCUGCUGGAAGGCAGUGAGGGAGGGCUUCCCCCUGAGGAUUUGCUGGGUGAUGACGAUGUGUUUGAGGAGGACUGGUACAGUUCAGAGCCAAAGGGAACAGUCGAGCUUGCAACCCCAGAAACGGUCACCGUGACUGGGCGAGGUGCUCUUCUAGCCCCCUUGUGCCAUAUGGAUGAGGACAUUGACUUGGACUGCUGCCCAUCCCCUUUGUCAGAGAAAACUGGGCCGCUGUCACCCUAUUCUCUGUCUGGUGACUGCUGCAGAAUUUGUCACUGUGAAGGGGAUGACGAGAGCCCUCUGAUCACACCGUGCCACUGCACGGGGAGCCUGUGCUUCGUCCACCAGGCCUGUCUACAGCAGUGGAUCAAGAGCUCCGACACUCGCUGCUGUGAGCUCUGUAAAUACGAGUUCAUCAUGGAGACCAAGCUCAAACCACUGCGCAAGUGGGAGAAGCUACAGAUGACGGCAAGCGAGAGAAGGAAGAUCAUGUGUUCAGUCACUUUCCAUGUCAUCGCCAUCACCUGUGUGGUGUGGUCGCUCUACGUUCUCAUUGACAGAACAGCAGAUGAAAUCAAACAAGCCGGAAGAAUCCCAGGGAUUCUAGAAUGGCCUUUCUGGACCAAGCUGGUGGUGGUAGCAAUCGGCUUUACGGGGGGACUGGUGUUCAUGUAUGUGCAGUGCAAAGUCUACAUCCAUCUAUGGAGGAGACUUAAGGCUUACAACCGGGUCAUAUAUGUCCAGAAUCGGCCAGACACUUGUAAAAAGCUGGCGUUGGAGAAGCCGCCUCUCAUGGAGCCAAGUCUGGACAAUAAGGAGGCUCUGGCCCCCACCCAGUCGGACACAAACUCCUCCCAGUACACAGAAACAGAGGACUACGUAGGUAUGGAAGUGCUCCAUGUCUGACCAGCCAGUCCAUGCCAUUGGUUGUCCUCAUGCUACACACACAAACAGACCUACAGUGAAGGGUAGCAGUCAUGGAAAUGCUCAGUGGCUGAGGACCGACCGAACACUCCCCUUGCUCUGAUCCCAGACUGACUCACUGCCCUCUUCUGGUUAUCUUAUGUCCCUAAACUCCAUCCAGAGAGAUAGGCAGACCAUGACUGUCUUUUUCUAUCCACUUUUCUCCCUUCCAUCUGCACAUUCAGUCCACACUUUUGCCCCUUUUCUUUCCCAGGACUGGACAGCUUGUACUGACGUCUGUAAAUGUCUGAAGAGGCCUGGAGCAUACACACCCACUCUUGUAUGUACCAUACAACUCUGGGAGAGCGGGACUGAGAUAAACAGACUCAAAUGGCUCCAGAGGUCUCCACAUCUCUGAGUGGUUUGUUUGCUUGUGGGUUUGUUAAAUUUGUUUGUUUUUACCUCCUGUGAGUUUGGGGCUAAUUUGCUGUGGAUCAGUAUGUAGCGCGGUGCUUCAGAUCUCUGGAACAUUCCAGCUACUGCCAUCUCUGUUGCUGUAGUCUGUCUAGGUUCUGGGUUGGUCUCGGCCGAACCAGGCCUUGAUCUGGACAUAUAUCAAAGCACUUUUGUUUUGUAGUUCCCAUAAUAAAUACCCUCCCUUCCUCUAUCUGUUUUUUCUUUAAUAUAAAUCAAGUCUUAUAUGGGGGAGAGCACAGUUAAAUUUGACAUUUUCAUGCAUACAUAUAUAUAAAAACCCUCCUAUGGCUGACAAAAAAAGGAACUGAGUUUUAAAAAACUGAAUUGUACUGAAAGAAAAAUAUGUUUUGGAGCAGAAAAGCAGAAAAAAAUGUUUUGAAUAUGACGUGUGGUUAAUAGCUGAACAUUCAGCCACAGGACUUCUCUACCACAAUCUGAACUUUCGGAAGGCUUGUGAAUGUAAACUUUUUUUAAUAAUGAUUAAAAAAACAAACAAUAUGAAACUUUUUUUUUUUUACUGCAAUGUAAUUUCCAUGUGUUGAGAGAUAAUGAGCGCCUUUGAGGCAUAAACGGCAUCACCCAUGUUUUUCUAUCAUGUGAAUGACAGUAUUUACAGUGUGAUAGUCCAUGUGAAGUUUUUAAUAUGCUGAUUUGUUUGCUUAGUCAUUGACUAUGCCUUGAGAAGUCCACAGCUGCCUGUUUACAGUUUGUUCCUCCAUCAUUCUCGUUGUGCACUCGGUGCAUUACUGACCCCAAAUAUUUUGGGUAAAAAAAAAACAAAAAAAAAAACAGG
Monopterus albus (swamp eel) is the source of this 3372-nucleotide messenger RNA. It is a transcript of the gene marchf8, whose product is annotated as membrane-associated ring finger (C3HC4) 8. The record is from RefSeq and is a predicted model, not a curated record. The transcript is spliced from 10 exons. The coding region runs from base 294 to 2105 and encodes 603 amino acids. Gene Ontology annotation, molecular function: zinc ion binding. NCBI's taxonomy places the organism in Eukaryota, Metazoa, Chordata, Actinopteri, Synbranchiformes, Synbranchidae.